Messenger RNA from Paramecium tetraurelia, 789 nucleotides. RefSeq lists its product as uncharacterized. Gene Ontology annotation, biological process: peptidyl-serine phosphorylation; protein autophosphorylation; intracellular signal transduction. The transcript is spliced from 5 exons. Gene Ontology annotation, molecular function: calcium/calmodulin-dependent protein kinase activity; ATP binding; calmodulin binding. The record is from RefSeq and is a predicted model, not a curated record. Gene Ontology annotation, cellular component: cytoplasm; nucleus. Lineage: Eukaryota; Ciliophora; Oligohymenophorea; Peniculida; Parameciidae.
AUGGUUUGUCGAGGCAUUAUUGGUCAAUAGGUUGGCACUCCCUUUUACAUUGCUCCUGAAGUGAUAAAUGGUGGAGAGUAAACUUAAGCAAUCGAUAUAUUCUCAUUAGGAAUCAUCUAUUAUUUGAUGAUGUGUAAAAACAAGCAUCCUAAUUGGCAGGAUGGAGUGAAAAAAAAAGAGUAUUGUAAAAUAAUCUCUUAAGAAUUUAGUAUAACUUAUCCUUAUCAUCUAUCUGAAAUGGCAUAGGACUUUGUUAGAAAUGCAGUCUGCCAUAAUCCUUUUGAUAGGAUUACUGCAGAACAAUGUCUUGAGCAUCCUUGGAUGUUAGGAGAACGAUCAAAAUCAUAACCCAAUUACUAAUAGAGAGAUUAAAUUGAGAUAUUCGUUUACCCAGAAAUUCUUAAUUAUCAUCAAUGCGUUGAAUAUUAUCAAAUUUAUAAGAGAUAGAUGUUAGGAAGAAAUAAUCAGAUGAAAUUAACGAAAUAAUGUUAAAUCAACAAAUUCCCAUUACUUCUCGUGUUCAAACAGAAACAUAUAAGUUUGAAUCGUCAUAGAAUCUAAAAUUUGAAAAAGAGUUUUGCACUUACUAAAACUUCUUCUCAUUAGGAUUUUACUACAAUGAAAAAUAGAUAAUUGAAUAAAUUUAAUACACAGAAUAGAUACUAAACCUAAUUGGACCUGCAUUUAUCAAUCCCAAAAGUGAAUAGUCAGAAAAAAAUUCAUGUUCAUCUACCUUCUAUCUCACCACAAUAAACUAAACAGUCUAAAUUUAGGUUUAAGUAAUCAUGA